Teleopsis dalmanni is the source of this 1473-nucleotide messenger RNA. RefSeq lists its product as uncharacterized. The record is from RefSeq and is a predicted model, not a curated record. Bases 92 to 928 code for a protein of 278 amino acids. The transcript is spliced from 3 exons. NCBI's taxonomy places the organism in Eukaryota, Metazoa, Arthropoda, Insecta, Diptera, Diopsidae.
ACAGUUAAGAUUGUUUCGAUUUAUUUUGAUUUUAUUUUUUUUGUUAAGAAAAAGAGUAUUAAGUUAUCAGAGGCAACAAAUAAAAAGAAAAAUGAAUUGGAUUUCAAAUGAUUCUCCUCUAAGAAGACUGCUAUCAUCUUGGAAUUGCUCAGUGCUUGCAGAACACUUUGAGAAUGAAGGAAUUGAUGUUGAAGAAAUGGAGAUAAUGACACCUCAACAUGUUGCAGAAAUUUUAUGCAUUUACGAUUCAGAUAUUCGAAUACGCUUUCAACAAAACUAUAUAAAAUGGCGUAACCAGAUAAAUAAGCCUUACAAUGCUUUAUUUCUAAAAUAUAUCAAUUUUCAUUCAAUAGAAACGAGAUUUAUUAGUAAGCAAUUAAACCCCAAUUAUUAUCAACGCAAUAAUUAUGAAUUAGAAAAGGUUGAUGUGUUGUCAAAUCCAGAAAAGAAUAAGGCUGUUUCACCAGUUAUAAAAUUAACAAAUGAUGCUACGAUGCUAACUACUGAUUCAUCAUUUAAAAGUUUACUUGAAGAAAUGCCAGAAGUAAUAUCGCGGCAAGAAUUUAAAAGAAGGCAAUCUAUACCGACCGUUGGAGGAAAAGUACGUAAUUCUACUGAUCCGAAUUUAUUUUCGGUUUUAGCUAUUCUCAAGUCAAAUGGUGAUAAGGGUUUGGAAAUCCUGAAAUAUUAUGAUGAAUUUAAAACCCUAACAUGGAAGCUACGCAAAAUACUAGUAAACUUGAUUGUGAAAUAUUUUAUUAAAUUAGAUUUGCAUAUAUCGCUGAAAUUGAGUUAUAAUCUGGAAAAACAGAUUCUUAAGAUAUUUCCAACUGAAAAACUUAAAAAUUAUCGCACUAUUAAACGAGGUAAAAUUUAUACCAAAUUCUGUCAUAUGAAUCGUAGUAAACGUAUGGAUAUCAAAGUUUAAGAAAAAGAAGAACGAAGAAUUGGAUGCUAUACAAGAUGUAUAACUUUGAGAGCAUCAAUAUCUGCCACUGUGACUAAUCUAUUACGUUUGAUAGUAUAAAGAGUAAGACUGAAGGUGUAUUGAUGAAGAUUGUAUGCAAAUUCUGAUUGACAUAAUAAAUUUUGUUAGUGAUUUUAAUAGUGAAAAUCUUACUUAGGUAAAUGUACAAUUAUUACUUCUAUAUCUAAAAAAAAUAAACGAAAAAAUUUGAAAUAUUUUUUUAUUUAUUUAUACAUCAAAAAAUGCACUCUCCAGCAUUUAUUCGUUCAGUCAACAACACGAGCGGACUCAAGCUCAGACGAAUCAUAUCUUAUUCACCUUACUUAUGCAUAAAAAUACCUAGGUUAGGUUAGGAUUAAAGAGGUUAAAGAGGUAAAAAAUUAAAGUUUUUUGUUUCCAAAAAUGUUAAAAAUAUAUUUGGAUUUAGAUAUUUAUCGUAAUAUAAUCCUACUAUAAAAAUUAUGUUCUAUGACAGGGAUGUCUAGACCAGAUGUGAUUGCGGGCCA